UAGCUGCGGACGGAGCAGGAACCUGCAGCCAUUACUCUGCUAUGAAGCUGCGCGAGCGUUUACAAAUCUAACGCAAUCAAAAGCCACAUACCUGUAGGUGCUCAGCACACCUCUGUGCUUAGGUGUCUCGUCUAGGUGUGGGUGGCAUUCUGUAUCUGACCAGGGAGCGUUUGUACUUUCUUUUCGUUCACUUUGCUUGUGAUUUGGGUAGUUUCUUGGUAUUAAUUGUAAAAUGACGGCACAGGUAGACUACCUGGUUUUGUUUUUCACGACCACAUCUGGCGCGAGCGGGGACCUGUUGGGAUCAGAUGAGAAGGAGAUCGUACAGCUGGUCUGGCAACUGGUGGAUCUCAAGAACCAAAAGUUGGGGAAGUUAAAUGAGGUGUUCAUAAACCCAGAGCUGUCGGACCGGACAGCUGAGAGCGAGCCGGCGGAGGAAGCAUCUCUGGCCCGCCCCUCAGCAACCAACCUCGACAACGCUUUAAGACAGUUUCAUCUCAGAUUGACGAACGAAGUGAACAGCUCAGGCACAGGCACGUCGCUGUGUUUGUGUACCGACGGGCCGCUCCACCUCCGCCAAGUCAUCCACCCCGAGGCUGCGGGCAAGAACCUUGUGCUUCCAGAGUGCUUCUUCUCUUUCUUCGACCUGCGGAAAGAAUUCAGGAAGCACUUCCCCUCGUCUGACGGGAAAGGCCUGGAUGUGCAGCUCAUGGCUGACUCUCUAGGUGUGAGUGUGGAGCCAGACAUGGACCCCAGCGCCCUGCCUGCACAGCAGCUCCACAGCAUGGCCCUGCCUGAACAGCAGCUCCACAGCAUGGCCCUGCCUGAACAGCAGCUCCACAGCAUGGCCCUGCCUGAACAGCAGCUCCACAGCAUGGCUAUGGUGGUCCUCGCCCUGCUCUCAGAGCCCCUGUGUCACAAGUUCUGUAACCCAGAGAGGGUCAAUGACAAGUUUGAAACCGGCACUUGCAGUAAGAUGGAGCGUGUGUGUGAUAACACAGUGAUCCGGGCCAGGGGGUUACCAUGGCAAUCAUCUGACCAGGACAUCGCUCGCUUCUUCAGGGGCUUGAACAUGGCCAGAGGGGGCGCUGCUCUGUGUCUGAAUGCUCAGGGAGGCCCGGACAGCCCAGACCAGACCAGCCCAGACCAGUUCCAGGGUGGUAAGAGGGGAGGGUUCAGUCUUGGACUGGUCACCAACACCAGCUCUUGA
Messenger RNA from Hypomesus transpacificus, 1210 nucleotides. RefSeq names its product epithelial splicing regulatory protein 1 (gene esrp1). The transcript is spliced from 10 exons. Gene Ontology annotation, biological process: regulation of RNA splicing. Gene Ontology annotation, molecular function: mRNA binding. The record is from RefSeq and is a predicted model, not a curated record. Lineage: Eukaryota; Metazoa; Chordata; Actinopteri; Osmeriformes; Osmeridae. The coding region runs from base 233 to 1210 and encodes 325 amino acids. Gene Ontology annotation, cellular component: nucleoplasm; ribonucleoprotein complex.